AUGGUGACAGGAGGAAUAGUCCUUGGCCAUAAGGUUUCUAACCAACGCAUUGAGGUGGACAGGGCUAAGGUGGAACUUAUUGAAAAACUUCCUCCACCUAGUGAUGUCAAGGCAAUUAGAAUUGGAGCAGUGUUAGGGCAAAGAAAAGAUAACUUAGUCCAUGUGAUAUACUAUGCUAGCAAAGUCCUCAAUGAUGCUCAAAGAAACUAUACCACUACUGAAAAGGAGUUGCUAGCAAUAGUUUUUGCAUGUGACAAGUUCAGAUCAUACCUCAUUGGUGCUAAAGAAUUCAAUAUUGAAAUCAGAGAUAAGAAAGGAGUGGAGAAUAAGGUAGCAGAUCACCUAUCCAGAAUCUGUCAUGAGGAAGGUGGAACACAUGAUACAAGUGUGAACAAGCUCUUCCCUGAUGAGCAAUUGAUGACAAUUCAUAAAGCACCAUGGUUUGCAGACAUUGCCAACUUCAAGGAUGCCAAAGAACUAGUAAAGAGCUGCAAUGAAUGCCAAAGAUCUAGAAACUUGCCCAAAAGAAAUGAGAUACCACAGAAUUUCAUCUUGGAACUGAAACUGUUUAAUGUGUGGGGAAUCGAUUUCAUGGGACCAUUCCCAACCUCAUAUUCAAACAAGUACAUCUUGGUAGCAAUGAAGUAUGUUUCCAAGUGGGUAGAGGCUAUUGCCACUCCAAUGAAUAAUAACAAGAUGGUCAUGAACUUCCUCAGGAAGAAUAUCUUCAGCCGUUUUGGAGUCCCCCGAGCACUCAUCAGUGAUGGAGGGAGUCAUUUUUGUAACAGACCACUAGAAGCUCUCUUCCUACGAUAUGGGGUAAAACACAAGGUUGCCACACCUUACCAUCCCCAAACAAAGCUGGAACACAAAGCUCUCUGGGCUCUCAAGACACUAAAUUUUGACAGCAUUGCUGCUGGUGCAAAGAGGAUCUUGCAGUUGCAAGAGAUGGAGGAAUUUAGAUCACAAGCCUAUGAAAAUGCCAAGAUUUAUAAAGAAAAAGCAAAGAGAAGACAUGACCUGCAUCUUGCACCCAGGAGUUUUGAAAAGGGGCAACAAGUACUCCUCUAUAAUUCCAAAUUGAGACUGUUCCCAGGAAAACUCAAAUCAAGGUGGUCCGGACCUUUUCUUGUCACAAAAGUCUCGCCAUAUGGACAGAAAUCAUGGAUGAAAGAUCAGAGAGGACUUUCACUGUAA
Molecule: messenger RNA, 1197 nt
Organism: Arachis duranensis
Lineage: Eukaryota; Viridiplantae; Streptophyta; Magnoliopsida; Fabales; Fabaceae
Exons: 5
Coding region: 1-1197 (398 amino acids)
Biological process (GO): DNA integration
Molecular function (GO): nucleic acid binding
Source: RefSeq, a predicted model, not a curated record